AUGUCCUCAGCUGCAUCUUUCUUAGACUCCGUUCGGCAGGCGAUUGAAGCACAAGUAUCAAACGAGUUCAGAACAGACACUGCUCCAGUUUCCGCGAGAGCUACACAGACUAGAACUCGGCGACUUCAAUACGUGCUGCCUCCUCGGAAAGUAUCAGAUGAGCUCCAAGAAAACUAUUGGAAUUUUGUUUAUCCACUUUAUCCCUUCGUCGCCAGGAAAACGUUCGACCAAAUAUACAGGUCACUUUGGGAGAGCGCUCCUCUGCCAGACACCCAUUCGCAUCUCAUGCGCCUUGACGAGAGUGCUUCUAUGGCAACGCUGAAUCUUGUCCUUGCUCUUGGCUGUCAGUAUUGUGUCCAAAACGAGCCUGGAGAGGCACAUGAAGAGGCCGAGGUCUUCUUUGAAAGAGCACAUGCGUUAGUGCCUUAUGAUCCUACUGACACGAGUGUUCUCUCGUUACAAUUUGUCCAAGUGAUGCUGCUGAUGGCACAAUACUUGAUUGGAACCGGAAAAUCUCACAAAGCUUGGGGAAUCAUCGGCGUGGCUCUCCGCGCCUGCCACCACCUUGGCAUCCAUCGCAUCGCUAUCUCGCUGCGGAAUCCCUUGAACGACCAAGACAGAGAGUGGGUGAGGAGGAUCUAUCUUGGCUGUGUAACCCUCGAGAGGAUUGUCUGUAUGAAUUUGGGUCGACCUGCCAUGAUAACAGUUUGUAAUGACUGUCCGACUCUUCUCCCUUUGCAGACCGAAGAUGGAAAUUUUAACGUGAUAAGUCCGAGUGAUCCGUCCGCCGAACCGUCUGUUCUAGCAUUCUUUGUGGUAUCCACAAAACUCUACGACAUUGCGCAGCAGAUUCUCCUUUCAUUCUAUUCGGAAGAGAAACCUGAUGUGGCCCGAGGCUAUCAUCGAUAUUUCGAAGGGAACCCUUCCGUCUUGAAGCUUGACAGAAAGCUCCAGGAGUGGUGCGAUGACAUUCCUGCAAACUUGGAGUUUCGCAGUGGUACGUCGAUAGCACAGGCUCAGAACGACUUGGCGGUCACGAUCCGGCGACAGGCAAUUGUUCUCCGUCUGAGAUAUCUCCAAGUCAGAAUUUACCUAUUCCGUCCAGUAUUUGCCACACUUUGUGUCUCUCAAUCUGCACCCACCUCUGAGAACCCUAGUGGAAGACCAUGUGGCGAAGACUUGAACUAUCGUGUUGCUUUACAGUGCUGUGUUCUCUGUGUGAAAGCAGCCAAGGAGCUUAUCGAAAUCAUGCACAAUAACUUGACCACAACGAGAAGCUGGGGCAGAAAGCCUGCGUGGCUAUAUGGAACUCUUCAUGUGUACCUUUCUGCCACGGUCCUACUGGCGGCUCGUUUCCGACCUGUUGUCACUCUAGGGGCUAUAUCGGACAGUGAGCUUCAACUCUCAUGGCAGAUGGCGAUGGAAAUACUUCAAAGUUUCCAGAACGACAAUAUUUCCGCACAAAGAUGCGUGUUUGCUCUUCGCACCCUUUAUGGCAGACUUUGGUUGUCUGCCGAUACCCAUGUUGUGACUGGUAACGAGAAUUUCCAGAUGCAAACUCGACUUCCAAACAACAACUUGGUUGGGAAUGGCCAGGUACAGAGCUUUCAACCUACUGAUGGAGCGUUGAGCGAUCAGGUUGCCUUGGAUGGACAAGAAAUAUCUCAAGUGUUCGAAUGGGCUGAUUUAUUCGAUGCAUUCGAUCCAUCCGAUCUUUCCUGGUUGAAUGUUGUUCCGGGCGACCUCUUGGCUUGA
Molecule: messenger RNA, 1755 nt
Organism: Exophiala spinifera
Lineage: Eukaryota; Fungi; Ascomycota; Eurotiomycetes; Chaetothyriales; Herpotrichiellaceae
Exons: 4
Coding region: 1-1755 (584 amino acids)
Biological process (GO): DNA-templated transcription; positive regulation of transcription from RNA polymerase II promoter by galactose
Cellular component (GO): nucleus
Molecular function (GO): RNA polymerase II cis-regulatory region sequence-specific DNA binding; zinc ion binding; DNA-binding transcription factor activity, RNA polymerase II-specific
Source: RefSeq, a predicted model, not a curated record